AAAGGGUUGAUGAUUCACGUAGAAAUAAUAUAAAGAUAAUUUCAUAAAAUAAACAAUUAGUACUACAUGUAUUUUCAGUUAAAAUAAAUGUAUUUAGGGUUCGAUGCUGGUGCUAUUGCUCAAGCUGCCUGUGCUGGAAGUGUAAGCAAUAAUCAUUUUGUUUCUGCAAUUCGGCGACCAUGCGGUAUAGGACCUUCGUGUAACACCCUUUGUCGAAAUGCUAUCGGCAGUAUGAGAGAUAUCUAUGGAAAUCAAGGAUCAAGAACAGGGAGAUGUUUUCAAGCAUUUCAUUUUUACUACAAGUACUCUCCCCAAAACCCCCAAAGCACAGGAACAGCACAGAUGGCGAUGUACAGAUAUGGAAAUGGCUUCAAUUGGACCUCAUGUGGUCCUAACUUCUGUUGUUGUCAGGCAUAAAUGGCCAUGUGAAUAAUAUAAUACGUUUACUUUUCUCUC
Saccostrea cuccullata (small rock oyster) is the source of this 456-nucleotide messenger RNA. RefSeq lists its product as uncharacterized. The record is from RefSeq and is a predicted model, not a curated record. The transcript has 2 exons. The coding region runs from base 88 to 417 and encodes 109 amino acids. NCBI's taxonomy places the organism in Eukaryota, Metazoa, Mollusca, Bivalvia, Ostreida, Ostreidae.